Molecule: messenger RNA, 2515 nt
Organism: Triticum aestivum (bread wheat)
Lineage: Eukaryota; Viridiplantae; Streptophyta; Magnoliopsida; Poales; Poaceae
Product: trihelix transcription factor ASIL1
Exons: 2
Coding region: 1069-2121 (350 amino acids)
Source: RefSeq, a predicted model, not a curated record
GAAGAAGACGCACGCCAGUCCGCCACCAACCGCGGCGCGUGGGAGGGCUAGCGCUAGUGCGGGCGGAGUCCCACUCCCACCCAGCAAGGAGGAGGCAACCAACCACCACGGUUGGGGUUGAGGUUGGGGUUGGGGUCACCGCCCGCCCGCCCGCCGGACGCGCCAGCGACAGCGACGAAUCAAUCAAUCCGCCUCGUUUUGCCGCCGGGCCGGGCCGCGCCGCGCCGAUCCGGUCAGCGCGCGCGUCACGCCCCACUCCCCCGCCCCCGCCCCCUCUCCCCGUCGGCUAUUGCGGUCCGACGCGGCGCGCGCCUCCACUCCCGCCCUCCCUCGCUGUCCGUGGCGGGCCUACCUCACGCGGCCGGCAGUUGGCAACCGUGGCCGCGCGGGCAGGCGGGCCGAGUCCUCCCUCCCCCACUUUCCGCUCCCACCACCUCCUCCUCCCUUUCCCCUUCCCCCACGGAGAGGAGAGGAGCGGGAUCCUUCCCAACCCCACCUCCCGGCCCCGGCCCGGCCGCCACCCUCCCUUUUCUUUUCCGAGCUCGAAUCAAGUCCCCUCGCCCUGCCGCAGCUGCCGCCGCGGCCUAGCCCUUGACUCUUCUCCACGACGCCCCGCUCUCUCCCCCGCUGCCUUUUGAGCCUUUUGACCGCUCAAACUUGCUUCUCUGCCCCCGUGAUCGCGGCUAGCCAUAGCCAUGGGGUUAUGAGUGACACAGCGCUUCCUUUGGACGCAGCUGUUCGUCCGUCCGGCAGCGGCACGGCACCCGCUGCCGCAUCAUAACCGCCAUCUUUUCCGAUCCCAGCUUCAGCUUCAGAGGCACACCAUCUUCCCCUGAUCGCUCACGCGGCAGGCUUCCAGCUUCAGGGAUCGAGUGAAGCUCUUCUUCUUCCCGAGCGGAAUUAAAGCUCUGGUGCACCAGUUUUGGCCUCAAGCGGCAGAUCUUCUUCCCGGAGGGGAAGAUAGUAGUCCACCGUGAUCUUGUUGCCCACAGAGUCACACGGUCUGUUCCCCUGCCUACCUAAGCUCUGUUCCAGUUUUGGGGCUCCGUCUGCUCUGCUGCGGCGCCCAUGGACGGCCUUCCCGACGGGGCGGCGCCGCCCGCGCCCACGCCGCCGCAGCAGCAGCCGAAGCGGGACGAGUGGAGCGAGAGCGGCAUCUCGCGCCUGCUCGAGGCCUACGAGGCAAAGUGGCUGCUCCGCAACCGGGCCAAGCUCAAGUGGAGCGACUGGGUCGACAUCGCCCACGACGUCUCCGCCCACUGCUCCUCCUCCGAGUCCGCGGCCUCCAAGCCCGGCGCCGCUGCCGGGGGCACCGCCAAGACCCCCAACCAGUGCAAGAACAAGGUCGAGUCCAUGAAGAAGCGCUACCGGGCCGAGUCCGCCGCCGCAACGCGCGCCGGAGUAGCCGGGGCAGCCAGCGCCUCCGGUGGCCCGUCGUGGCGCUUCUUCGGCCGCAUGGACGGGCUGCUCAAGGGGCCGGCCGCCGGCUGCUCUGGCCAGCCGCAGGCGCAACCGGAGCCGAGUUACGAUGGCAUGGUCCAGCCGCGAGCCCCGCUGAAAGCAGAGCCGGAGGUCGACGCCGAAGCAGACACCGCCCUCCAGCAGCCACCGGACACAGCAGGGCCGCCCGGCGCGCUCUCCGAGCUACUCAACGCAGACGCCAACGGCUCCGCAACGGUGAAGGCCGAGAAGAUCGUCGAUCUGGCCACGCACAAGGAGAGCAGCAGGGCGGCUGACAGCGACGCCGCAAAUGUGAGCUCUCCGCGGAGCAAGGAGGUGGAGGUGGAGGCGAACGAUGACGGCGCCGAGGAGGUGGACACGCUGAGAAAGAGGAAGAGCCCGGAGCUGGACGUCGCGAGGAGCAUCGAGCUGCUGGCGAGCUCGUUCCUGAAGAUCGAGCGGGCCAGGCUGGAGGUGUACCGGGACACGGAGAGGAUGCGGGCCGAGGCAGAGGUGAAGAAGGGCGAGAUGGAGCUGAGGAGGACGGAGAUCAUGGCCAAGACGCAGUUGCAGAUCGCCAGGCUCUUCGCCAAGCGGCUCAAGGAGUGCGUCGGCGGUAAUGGUGGCAGCUCGUCUCAAGUGGACACCCUUGCCAAGAAAGGCGAAAAUGGUUCAGGGUGACUGGCCAAUCAGAACACCUGUGAACUGUGAUUCUCUUCCCCUGGCGUCGCGCUCCAUUCAUGUGCGGAAAAUGUAUGUCGAUUGAUUUAGCCUCACCAUGAGAGUGAAGGCAUAGUGUAGCCAUAAAUAUCGAAACGCAAUAACGGAAGCGUCGGUGCCCCUUUCCAGCAGGGUGUUAGAAGAUGCAGUUUUACAAUCAGGAGUAGUUUGCUAGUCCGAAAAAUUGUCAACUUGCAUUCCUACUGAAACUGUUUUACUGACAACCAUUGUAAGAUGCUGUGGUUCUCUCGCAGUGCUGGAAGCCGGAUGCUUCAGGUGGUAUUUUUGUGUGACUGUUGAUGGUAUGAUCCAUUCGUGUACUGUGUAUGCAUCAUCCACGGCUACCUUUUCCAUA